This is a messenger RNA of Habropoda laboriosa, 3118 nucleotides long. It is a transcript of the gene Zip48C, whose product is annotated as zinc transporter ZIP11. The record is from RefSeq and is a predicted model, not a curated record. The transcript is spliced from 6 exons. Gene Ontology annotation, cellular component: membrane. Gene Ontology annotation, molecular function: zinc ion transmembrane transporter activity. Bases 340 to 1407 code for a protein of 355 amino acids. Gene Ontology annotation, biological process: zinc ion transmembrane transport. Lineage: Eukaryota; Metazoa; Arthropoda; Insecta; Hymenoptera; Apidae.
UAGAAACGUGUUCACGAUGUUGGUCCGGUCAACGUUCUGUGUAUCCUGCUCGGAAAUCAUUGACAAGUACAGGGACGAAAUUGUCGUAGAAUAAGUACUCGCGAGUGUGGUUAGUAGGAGUAAAUAAAGUGGCGAUAUUCAAUGGUAGUAGUAAGCGUGACGAAGGUAGUGUCAGUGGCAACUACAGUGGCGAUGGCGGUAGUGGUGGCGGUUGAGAUAAGUGCGGGGGACUGAAUGCAUAUCAGCGGAUUUUGUGUCUCACGAAACAGUUUCUCGUGGUUCACGUUACGGAGAAUGUGCGGUAUAGUCUAAAAGGUCGAGAACCUGAUAAUUAGUACAAUGUUAAAGGAUUAUUCGCCGAUUACACAGGCGCUCCUAGGAACGUUAUUUACGUGGGCUCUCACCGCAGCGGGUGCCGCACUUGUCAUCGUAAUUCGAGGAACGCAACGUAAACUGUUGGACAUCAGCCUAGGAUUCGCGGCCGGCGUAAUGGUAGCGGCAAGUUACUGGUCGCUACUGGCACCUGCUAUCGAAAUGGCGACAAAGAGCAAAAUUUACGGAGAGGAGGGCGAAUACGCGUUCGUACCGGUCGGAGUUGGAUUUCUCAUAGGCGCGGCAUUCGUUUACGGAACGGACGCGUUGAUAUCUUCUCUUGGCAUUCAGUCCCCCAAUGUGCUUUUAGCUAUGCAGUCAGUCGGUACGAAACAAAGACGCAAGAUCAUUGCAAAACUAAAGAGUGACGAGGAUUUAGACGAUUAUGAUCCGUAUAACACCGUACAAAUAACCGGUGGAAAAAUGUAUACUCAAAUUGAGUCAACCACCAUCGAUGGCUUUUACGAGCAAAAUACUCGAAGACGUCAAAUUGCAAAUAUAAGUAGACCAGCAGCGGAACAAGGAGAAAUUGGAACGAUAUACGAGAAUCCUAACAAUGAAAGUAAAAGCAAUCAGUGGAGAAGAGUUUUGUUACUGGUUGUUGCUAUCACGGUACACAAUAUUCCAGAGGGCCUUGCAGUUGGAGUUGGAUUCGGUGCAGUGGGUAGCAGUGCAUCAGCCACUUUUGAGAAUGCAAGAAAUCUCGCAAUCGGAAUCGGUAUUCAGAAUUUUCCCGAAGGACUGGCAGUGUCUUUGCCCCUUCAAGCCGCCGGUCUCAGUACCUUGAAAAGCUUCUGGUACGGCCAGCUCUCGGGGAUGGUAGAACCUGUCGCCGGCGUCCUUGGCGCAGCCGGAAUAACACUCGCCGAACCCGCGCUACCCUAUGCGCUCGCCUUCGCAGCCGGUGCAAUGAUCUACGUCGUGAUCGACGACAUCAUCCCGGAAGCGCAUCAAAGUGGAAAUGGUAAACUCGCCAGCUGGGCAGCCAUCGUUGGUUUCUUGGUAAUGAUGUCCCUAGACGUUGGACUAGGGUAAACGAUCGUUCGUCCAACUUAGAAGGCAUUUAUUCGGACACUAAUAUCAAUUCCUCAGUGUUUUCUUUUUAUAUCCUAUUCCUUUUAACAGUAUUAACACGGUCGAGGUUGCCUCGAUAAUCUCGACGUUCGACUAAAUUGAUGGAGUUUUCGCAGUGCGAGAUCCCGAGUUUGGUCUAAAGCGCGUUGUUCUCCGUGAAAAUGAAAUCGAAACGUGUCUUCCAUGAAUCUAGCCUUCGUUGAUCCGAUUCAGAAGUCAAUUAAAUCAAUCAGACGACGACGACGACGACGACGACGACGGCGACGACGACGACGACGACCUUCGGUUACGCGCGUUGCAACUUGCUACGCCGUAUUUGCCGCGUCGUCGAUCUCCCCCCUCGAUAAUCACAUCGAAAAUCGGCUCUUUGUCGGGGGAUCUUGUCGAGUAUCGGCCGAUCGUGUUAAUAACGCUAUAAAAUACUUUCGAUUCUCGCGAUAAUCCUUUCGUCCAAGUUUUCUCACCGCCGUCAAGCGGUGGGCUGCUAAUCGAUAAAAGAUCAAAUAACUUUUUCCGUUUCGAACCAGGAACGCAGCCAUCUCGUAAAAGUUGAUUACGAUUUCCUUCGAGACCAAGACCACCGUGAAGAAUCGUUGCAGUUCCUAGCCUCGUUGCGCAACUAUCCCCGUGACAUUCUUUCGAAUGGAUUCUCCCGCGAAUAAUACGCACGCACGCACGCACGCAUGCACGCACGGAGUUGUCCCAAACAUGUGUAUUCCGUCGGUCGAGAGAUCGAUUCGAAAGUGCGAUCGAGGCAACAAGCGCUUCUCUCGGUGCGUCGAAAUUAUCUUUAUUCUUAAACGCCAUCUUGCCGCUAAUCGUGUUCGUUUCUCUCCCCUUCUUUUCCACAAGUAGGUACACUUGUCCAUUGUAUCCACCAUUAAACGCUAAUUAACUUUAUCGUAUAUCGCGUCGCAGCAACAACGAAACGUGCGUCGUUGUUCCGUUUGCAUUCUCGACAUACUACACGGAGCUUUUUGGAAGAUGCAGAAACUAUUUCUUCGUACGUUGUAAAUUGGUAUAAAACGGUUGUACAUGGCCAAGUUUGAAAUCGAUCGACGUCGAGGAUCGCGCGGCUCCUUGGAAAAGGAACGCACGCUGAAAUAAGAGCAACGCGUGUGCACGUUUCGCGUGCAUGUAGAAUAGCGGUUUUGAACGUUCCUACGCCCAGCGAACGAUUCCCGGUAGAAGCUCCGCCGACGAUCUCGACACUCGAGAAAUCGAUCGUCCGUUCGUUGACGAUAUUAUUAAACGAAUGCGUGUAAACUGCGGUAUGAACCGUGGUGGUGUUCUUCGUGGUGCUUUACAAAAUAUCUCUGAAUUGUAAUCGAGAAACGACAGCUGUAUCGACGACGUAUACCUUAGGAAAUGUAAAAAAAAAUAGGAAGGUUUUCGAAUUUUUCUCGUUACACGGUUUUCUAUUAUCUAGUAGUUACACUCGAGCGACUGUAUCGAAUCUUCCUCCACGUUAGGUACAUGUGAAUUGUUGUUUAUAGAAAAUGCAAUAAAAGAGAGUGCCAAUUACACGGCCGUUCCACGGAAUUUUCGUCGAAUUUUCCAAUAUUCCUCGUCCCAUUCCGAUCGUGAUAUCGACGACUAGGAAGCGGUGUGCGUACCUUCAGCGGCGAUCGCUUAAUCGCGCGCGAAAGGAGAGUGCAGGCAGAGGCAGCAG